Molecule: messenger RNA, 495 nt
Organism: Coniophora puteana RWD-64-598 SS2
Lineage: Eukaryota; Fungi; Basidiomycota; Agaricomycetes; Boletales; Coniophoraceae
Exons: 2
Biological process (GO): proteolysis
Molecular function (GO): glutamic-type endopeptidase activity
Source: RefSeq, a predicted model, not a curated record
GCUUCGGCCUGGGUUGGCAUUGACGGUGACACCUGUGAGACCGCCAUUCUGCAGACGGGUGUCGACUUCACCUAUUCCGACGGCGAAGUCUCCUACGAUGCCUGGUACGAAUGGUACCCCGACUACGCCUACGACUUCUCCGGCAUCACCAUCUCCGCUGGUGAUGUCAUCAAGACCACCGUCACCGCGACUUCGACCACCUCCGGUACCGCCGUCAUCGAGAACACGACUACCGGCGUGACCGUCACCCAGGACCUGACCUCCACCUACGCGCUCUGCGAAGAGAACGCUGAGUGGAUUGUCGAGGACUACGAGGAGGGCGACUCACUCGUGGAACUUACCAACUGGGGCACCGUCACGUUCACCGACGCGUAUGCCACCACCUCUUCUGGUGAGGUCACGCCUUCGGGCGCGACCGCCAUCGACAUCGAGCAGAACGGCGAGGUCUUGACGCAGGUCACGAUCGGCGACACUGUUGCUGUCAAGUACGUCUGA